This is a messenger RNA of Caenorhabditis briggsae, 168 nucleotides long. NCBI's taxonomy places the organism in Eukaryota, Metazoa, Nematoda, Chromadorea, Rhabditida, Rhabditidae. The record is from RefSeq and is a predicted model, not a curated record. The transcript is spliced from 2 exons. Bases 1 to 168 code for a protein of 55 amino acids.
AUGCAAGGAGCCCCACCAGCACCACCACCGCUAAAGACUCGCUUCGAAAUCGUCAACACAGUAUACAACGAUCCAUUCUUCUGGAGCGUCUUCAAGGGAGUAAUCGGAUUCGGUGUAGGAGUCGUCGUCGCCAGAUCAGUCAGCGAAGAAUGGGCAACCGUCGUUUAA